Vitrella brassicaformis is the source of this 2537-nucleotide messenger RNA. NCBI's taxonomy places the organism in Eukaryota, Vitrellaceae. The record is from the annotation of a GenBank genome assembly.
GUUCAUUAGAACUGGGUUGUGAAGUUUGUCUAUGCAUGGAUAUACAUAGACAUAUAUACAUACAUACGGUCUUUGCGAUCCCACCCCUGAUGUCCCUGACCAUAAUCCCGUCCAGCUGCCCAACCAAGUGCCAAAAAGUGAAAAGGAAAUGACGUCACGACGACCCCCAUAGAACAUAUAGUAACACAGUCAGUCACUCACUGUACUCGACGCACGCCAAGCCGACUAGCUAGCUGUGGCUGGACAACCUACUCUUACCAUCCAAUCAUGCACUGCACACCACACCCUUACGUACACGAUAUACGUACAUCAGCACACACACACACACACACAUCGACAGCCGUGGCACAACUCUGAUGCUUUUCGUCCUUGCCUGCCCCUGCCUGGCAGCCCUUGCUCGUGUGUCGUGUCUGUCUAACACACCCAGGCAUGAGGCCGAUGAAUAAACGAGACGAACAAGAAAAACGACAAAUAGGUCAGUCAGUAAAGAUGGCUGGCUGGCAGCUCAUGCAUCGAUGGAUGCCAUGCCACGGCUGCAUCCAUGCAUGAGCUGUCUGCCUUGCAUCCGUACGAUGAGUCUGAGGGGGCGGGUGUCACACCCACCCACUCCCAAGAAAGGGGUCCCCGCUCCCACACUGUCUGGCUGGCUGUGUGACCUGGCAAAGUGACGUAAGUAAAGAAAAAUGAGGUGACAGGAGAGGACAAGACAGGACAGGACAUAGGACAUGACAUGCCCAGGGAGCGGCUCGCAAGACACCAUGUGGACUGGCUGGCUGGCUGACGGAACGACCUGUCUGGGCAUCAGCACGCAGGCACACGCAGGCAAACAUCACACUCACACAUACAAACCGGCACAUGCAGGCAGGCAGGCAGACGGACAUCAGUCCCCCCUCAGCGCCCUGUAUCCACCCUUCUUGCCGCCGUACGAGUAGCUCUUCUUAAUGUGAGUCGGCGGGGCCUUCUUGGGCGGCGGGGUCUUCUUGGGUGGCGGCUUCUUCUUGGGCGCGGGCGUAGUGGUGUGUUCCUUCUUCGGUGGGGGUGGCGCCUUCUUGCCGUAAUAAGAGGAAGAGUGGCCACCGGUGCCCAGCUCACGCACGUCGGCAUCUGCACCACAGACAGAAAGACAGAGAGAGAGAGAGAGACACACAGACAGAGAGGAGGAGAGUGAACAAUGAGUGUCACGCCGUCCAUCCAUCCAUCCAUCCAUGUAUGUGUGUGCGGGCGGGCUGGCGGGCGGGCCGUCGAUCGUGCAAUGUGUGUGUGACAUGCUUGAUACACGUACGUACCGUCAGUCACAUCCUCCUCCUGGAGCUCCCUGUAUCCGCCCUUCUUGCCGCCGUACGAGUAGCUCUUCUUGGUGUGAGUCGGCGGGGCCUUCUUGGGCGGCGGGGUCUUCUUGGGUGGCGGCUCCUUCUUGGGCGCGGGCGUAGUGGUGUGUUCCUUCUUCGGUGGGGGUGGCGCCUUCUUGCCGUAAUAAGAGGAAGAGUGGCCACCGGUGCCCAGCUCACGCACGUCGGCAUCUGCACCACAGACAGACAGACAGAGAGAGAGAGAGACACAGACAGAGAGGAGGAGAGUGAACAAUGAGUGUCACGCCGUCCAUCCAUCCAUCCGUCCAUCCAUCCGUCCAUCCAUCCGUCCAUCCAUCCGUCCAUGUGUGUGUGUGUGCGGGCGGGCGUGUGUGUGUGUGCGGGCGGGCGGGCGGGCCGUCGACCGUGCAAUGUGUGUGACAUGCUUGAUACACGUACGUACCGUCAGUCACAUCCUCCUCCUGGAGCUCCCUGUAUCCGCCCUUCUUGCCGCCGUACGAGUAGCUCUUCUUGGUGUGAGUCGGCGGGGCCUUCUUGGGCGGCGGGGUCUUCUUGGGUGGCGGCUCCUUCUUGGGCGCGGGCGUAGUGGUGUGUUCCUUCUUCGGUGGGGGUGGCGCCUUCUUGCCGUAAUAAGAGGAAGAGUGGCCACCGGUGCCCAGCUCACGCACGUCGGCAUCUGCACCACACACAAGACAUACCAAGAACAUACGGAUGGGAUGGGAUGUAUGUGGGCAGGGCGUGCCGUCGGUUGCUGACCAUCUGCCGUCAUGAUCGUGUCAUCAGCCGUCUGGAUAUCCAUUCGAAGAACCAACGCAACGAAGACGUGUGACGUGUGCACUGUGAGGUCUGUUUGUCUGACACAGAAUGAAGUGUGCUUCUCUGACCACGUCAUUAAUGUCCUCGGCGGCUGUUUCCGUGAGCUCCCUCGCCGGCUCUUCCUCCUGGGGCACACAAACAACACAGCACACACGUUCGGGAGAUGCCACCCCACCGACCCAUGUACUAGAUCAGCCAGCCUCUCUCUUCAUUGCCCCACACCCAUCCACGCAGGGCCGGGGUGCAGGCACUCGCUGUGUCGUCCAUGCACUCAGAUCUUACCGGGACGGCACAUGCGAAGGCCAGCAGGCCCAGGGCAACGCAGGCGAGGAGCUUCAUGACGGCCGGUGCACUCACAGACGACAGACCUGGGGAGGAGGGCGGAUUCCCAGGAGAUCCGAUGAAUGGCAG